UGGGUCUAUGCGCAGUCAGCUGCGUGUUUAACGCAAUGCUAGCGGUCUGCGUCACUUUGGACCACCGAGAGUCAACACGUCUUAUAAAAUUUGCAUUUUUUUAACGUACGCCAUUAUUAUAAGGCUCUCUGGUCUUCGUUGACAUCAAUGAAAAAGUUAUUAGUAAUAUUGUCAAACGUUUCGAGUCUCAAGAGGUUAGCAUUAGCUUGACGUGGGUAACAUAGCAACUGAGGUUAUCUAGAGUCUGUGUUUUUUUUUUUAUGUCAGUUUUUUAUGUACUUUAGAAAAUAUGCAUUUUAAGGAAUGCAUCGUAUCUGCUCCGGGAAAGGCAAUUCUUCACGGAGAGCACGCAGUUGUACACGGAAAGGUUGCGCUUGCCGUGAGUUUGAAUCUGAGGACAUACUUGAAGUUGAAAGCCACCAACACCGGUAAAGUUUGCGUCAACCUCCCAAACAUUGACACUUUCCUCUGCUGGGAUGUGUGCGAGUUGAAACGCCUGAUCCCGCCUUCGUGUGAACAGCCUGAGGAUGUAAAACGUCUCGACGCUGCAUUUGUGAAGAGAUUACGCAAAUUUGUUGGGGUAGCAAACGAAAACUCGGACACAAGCGACAUGGCCACCUUGGCGUUCCUCUACAUGUACCUCACCCUGUUUGCAUCGGGCGAGCCCCCAAGCUUGACGCUGUCCGUGUGGUCCGAGCUGCCGACCGGCGCGGGUCUGGGUUCGAGCGCAGCCUACUCGGUGUGCCUGGCGGCGGCCAUGCUGUGCGCGAGCGGCGCCAUUCCCGCUCCUCUCAAAGAGUGGGACUACACCGCCGGGUGGUGUCAGGAGGACCUGGAGCUGAUCAACAGCUGGGCCUUCCAAGGCGAGACGAUCAUCCACGGAAACCCUUCCGGAGUCGACAACGCGGUCGGGACGUGGGGAGGCAUGCUGAGGUUCUUGGCCGGGAGGAUAAUACCGCUGAGCAGGGUGCCGUUAUUAAGAAUCCUCCUCACCAACACUAAAGUGCCACGGAGCACAAAGGUUCUCGUUGCCAGGGUGAAGGACAAAAUUAACAAGUUUCCCGCCAUCCUGACCGCUGUGCUCGAAUCGCUCGACGGCGUUUCCUGCACUUGCGAGAAGGUCCUCUUGGAGAUGACCCGCGAGCCCAUCACAGGCGAGCACUACAACGUUUUAGAGGAGCUCAUUGAUAUCAACCAGCAUCAUUUAAAUGUGAUGGGGGUGGGACACCCUGCCCUGGACACCCUGUGUCGGGUCACGCUCGCCAGGGGCCUGCACAGCAAGCUGACGGGCGCAGGGGGAGGGGGCUGUGGCAUCACCCUUCUCAGACCAGAAACGGACUCUGCUGUAAUCCAGAGUACAAUCCAGGCCUUGAAGGACUGCGACUUUGACUGCUGGGAAACGAGUAUCGGCGGUCCCGGUGUCCAAGUGCAUUCCCCCAUAUCAGUGAAGGAAGAUGUUUUAGGGGUCUUAAACCGUUACUGAGACGCCGCCGCGGACGUGCAGGUGAAUUUACGAGACGUUGACAAGAUUCGAGGUACGGUCAAGCGCUGCAGUGAAUCAAAGAACGUUUGCCCACUCAACAAAAGUGGACUGAAUGUCAAAUUAUGCAUCUCAUUGACUGCUUAAUCGUGUAGAGCAAACUUUGUCCGCUUGGUGGCGAUAGAGUUCCACAAAUUCUUCUUUAAUGGAGAGCCCGUUGCUGAAGUUCAACGCCGAACUCUUGAUUGUAUAUUAACAAAAAUGAUUAUGAAAGUAACUAAUAUUUGACUUGUAUAUUUUCAGGUUUAGCUAAUAUAUCUUUUAGCACACAGUUUAGUGUAUAACUUUUAUUUUCCUUACAUUUCUCAACCUUUUUAAAAAAACUCUCACAGCUAUCCUGCCAAUGCUGUGCACGGAUCUGUUUGGAAUCUUCCCGAUUUGGGGGGGAAAAAGGUCAUUUUGGGAUUUUGAAUUUUUUUUCGAGUUUCCAUCUUUCCUCCCUGUAAAUGCCACGAAGAUUAAGUUGCGCGUUGGACACGAAUAAAGGACAUUUGUCACCCCCCCCCCUC
Messenger RNA from Syngnathoides biaculeatus (alligator pipefish), 2049 nucleotides. It is a transcript of the gene mvk, whose product is annotated as mevalonate kinase. The transcript is spliced from 10 exons. Gene Ontology annotation, molecular function: mevalonate kinase activity; ATP binding. Gene Ontology annotation, cellular component: cytoplasm. Bases 290 to 1483 code for a protein of 397 amino acids. NCBI's taxonomy places the organism in Eukaryota, Metazoa, Chordata, Actinopteri, Syngnathiformes, Syngnathidae. The record is from RefSeq and is a predicted model, not a curated record. Gene Ontology annotation, biological process: cholesterol biosynthetic process; isoprenoid biosynthetic process.